AUGGCGGAUAUCGAAUGCCCAUUUGUCAAACGUGACCAAUUCGAUUCAAACUCAUUGCUUGAUAAUAAUCAAGAAAAUAAGAGUUUAAAGUUGGAAACAAAUGAAGAAACUUAUGGGGGUUUGAUUCGGGGUUCCGAUUCGAAUCAGUUGAAUGAAUUUUCUCCUUCGGAUUGGAACAAUAGUAAAGGCAGCAUUGCUGAGAGAAGGGCUGCAAAAUGUGGUUUUAAUGCUCCGGAAAUAGAUGUGUCCCAGUUUAUCAAUGCCACCACCACCGGAGUGGUGGUGCCGCCAAUGGUCCGGUCACCGUGUUUCACCAUACCUCCUGGUAUUAGCCCAGCCGCGUUACUCGACUCUCCUCUCAUGCUCCCAAAUGCUCAGGCACAACUCUCUCCUACUACUGGAACCUUCCAAUUUCCUCCAUGCAAUCUUGAGAGCUUAUUAAAGUUCAACUUCAAAUCCAAGGCUCAAAAUGACCUCAAUUUGGUGUCAACUCAAAAUGACCUCAAUUUGGUGUCAAAUAGGUCGACAGCAGGAGAUAAGCCACCUGAGAAUUUUGAAAAUUCCUCGCAUUCGCUAGAUGCUGCUAAAGUGGACUGUUCUGCAGAUGCAGCUGCUGAAAUUGAAGUGUCACGAAAUAAAUUCUUGAAUGCCGAUUGUCCUAGUUCACAGUCGAACAUUACUAAUGCAGAAAGCGAUAAUAAAGAAAGUGGCCCCAGUCGUAAUCUCGAAAAAGAUCCAAAAGCGGCAUACUUUUCUAAGGAAGUGUCCAGGAAUUCCGAGGAUGGAUACAACUGGAGGAAAUAUGGACAGAAACAUGUGAAAGGAAGUGAAUUUCCAAGGAGUUACUUUAAAUGUACUAAUACAAAUUGUCCUAUGAAGAAAAAGGUUGAGCGCUCACACGAUGGCCAGAUUACAGAAAUUGUGUAUAAGGGUUCUCAUAAUCACCCAAAACCUCUGCCCUUUAGGCGAUGUGACUUACAAGAGACUAGUGAAGGUAGUGGAUCAUAUUUGAGAGCUGAAGGUAGAACAGCUUGGAGAAACAUCAUGCCAGGGUGUAGGGAUAUGCGGUAUGGCUCGGAUUGGAGGCCUGAUGGUUUGGACAGGAUGUCUUCCACAUCAUUUUUACGCGAUUUUUCUUAUCCACCGUUGUUAUCAGAACCAACGAACCUGUUUGAACCAGUAGGAACUCCGCAAUUCUCAUCUACAUUUGCCAGUCGAGAUGGUGAUAUUGAUAAAGAUGAGGCCACUCUAGACAGCACACCGUUUGUUGAUGACGAUGAUGAUAAUGAUGAAUCCGAGCCUAAAAGGAGGAAGAAAGACAGCUUCCCAAUUGAAACCACUAUAUCCUCAAGGUCAACGCGGGAACCGCGAGUAGUUGUCCAGAUAGAAAGUGAUAUUGAUAUUUUGGAUGAUGGAUAUCGCUGGAGGAAGUAUGGCCAAAAGGUUGUAAAAGGAAAUCCAAACCCGAGGAGUUACUACAAAUGCACUACUCCUGGAUGCCCGGUGAGGAAGCAUGUAGAACGAGCUGCUGACAAUUUAAAAUCUGUAAUCACAACAUACGAGGGGAAGCAUAACCAUGAAGUGCCUUCAUCCAAGACUGGAAGCCUUGUGAAUUUACCUCCUGCUGUCACUAACAGUACUCAAUCUGCCUCAUCAUCACUGUCUCAGAAUCCCGGCAUGUCAAAAGCUGGAAUGCAGGUUCAAGAUCUCCCCUUAUACUUGGAAAGGAAGCCCGUCUUGAGUAAUGAAUACAUGAGCUCCAAUUUUCCUGGAAAUUUUGUCAGUGAUAUGAACUUUGGAGCUUCUUCCAUUUACCAAUUCGCAUCUCCUCCAUUAAAUUCCGUACCUUAUGGAACUAUACUGAUGAGCGCCAAUGACUUGGAUACAUGUCAGUCUUCGAAUAUUCAUCCUAUGGUAUCGGAUUACAUGUCACUGCCAUUACCGAUGAAUCACCUUCCUCGAUCAGGAAACAUCCAUCCGGGCAAUUUUCACUUGGACAAUUAUAUAGUGCCAAGUGGUGCGAAUAUUCAGUCUUCAAUUCAAGGGCAUCCAGUCAGAGAGUGCUACGCCAAGAUUCUAACGCCGAAAGAAGAGCAGAAGGAUAAUGACGAUGAUAUAUACGGAGCUUGCCUAUCCAUUCCUGAUCGUGCAAAUGCAACAUCAUCGACAUGUUUUUAUAGGGCUAUAGAAAAUUUCCCAUCUUAA
Fraxinus pennsylvanica is the source of this 2205-nucleotide messenger RNA. NCBI's taxonomy places the organism in Eukaryota, Viridiplantae, Streptophyta, Magnoliopsida, Lamiales, Oleaceae. The record is from the annotation of a GenBank genome assembly.